AUGACUUCUCUAACUUCUGAAAUCCUACAAGACAAUGUCUUUGGUAUUCUAAACGCUGCCGAUCGCCAUCAAUCGGUAAUGGCCAUGCCGCGGUCGUCUGAACACUUGGAUGACGACGAAGGUGCGCUUGAUGAGUUUGUUCGUACCGGUGGUUCGUCGGAUGUCCGGUUCUCGCGUACAUACACUCUCACACACAUUGUGCACGAGCUACGCUAUGUAAUCAAGGACGAGGGACUUUUGGCCAAGUACUUGAGCUCUCACCCGGCACCUGUGAUCAUGGAGUCCCACCAUGGAACUAUGGAAGAUACGUCGCUCGCCUUCCCCCAGUACAUUCAAGUUUCGGAACCUACCCGUUUUUCGAGACCUAUGACUUGUAUCCCUGACUACUUGGACAAGAUUCUCCAGAACAACUCGGGGCGACACAUUAACAGUCACGUAUUUACCGAGGACCUGACCCGCUAUUUGUCGGGCGUAGACAGCAUCGAAUCCCUUAUGUUUAUAUUCAAAGUAAGCAAUAUGCACUUGUUGUCCAAGUUCACUCAUUUGAGAGCCCUCGAGGUGUGUCAGAGUGGGCUCGAUUUGGAACAGCUACCACCGUCAGUCCUAUUCCUGCGAGUACCGAAACUACCGGAUCGCGUUCCCCAAAAGCCACCAACCUCCGACUUGUCGAGACCCACGAGCCGGUCGAUACCAGCACCCAAGCUGUGUGGCGCCGAGUGA
Sphaeroforma arctica JP610 is the source of this 720-nucleotide messenger RNA. RefSeq lists its product as hypothetical. The record is from RefSeq and is a predicted model, not a curated record. Lineage: Eukaryota; Ichthyosporea; Ichthyophonida. The coding region runs from base 1 to 720 and encodes 239 amino acids. The transcript has a single exon.